Messenger RNA from Ilex paraguariensis (yerba mate), 684 nucleotides. NCBI's taxonomy places the organism in Eukaryota, Viridiplantae, Streptophyta, Magnoliopsida, Aquifoliales, Aquifoliaceae. The record is from the annotation of a GenBank genome assembly.
AUGGGAAAAAGUGAGAAGCAUUCCAGAAUGCUUGCCAAUCUUCUUGUUGAAUGUUUUGCUUCUUUCUAUACUUUUUAUGGCCAAUUCAUGCAUGAGUUAAUGAUUCAGAUUUGCAAGAAAUACUUAACUGAGAAUAGCAAAUCAAGCGUCCUUGUGGAAGAUGAUGUAACUGACAGCUCGCCAUAUGUGGUUUCCCAGGACUACUGUAUGUCUGGUAUCGUGGAUGCUGAGUCAUUGGCAGUUGAGGGGGUUAGUCGACUGUCUGACCCUAGUUCAUUUGAAUUGGGUAAUAGAAGGCGGGAAGAAGUGUUGGCCCUUGAUGAGUCCAGUCUGGUGGAUGUGAGUUUCAAAUCCGAUGACCAGGCUAUUGAAGUAGGGAGCCCCAAACGGAACAAAGCUAAACCAAGUCAGCCAAAGAAACCUUUUCUAAAGGAUCAGCCCAAGAAGCUAUCGAAGCAAGAAAACCGAAAAUGGAAAAGAACAUCGCCUGUUCCAAUUAGGGAGGCGAACUGGGAUAUUCUAGGGAUCACGGUUGGGGAAAAUAGGAAAGAAUUAGCUUCAGAUGAUUCUAAUCCAGGGAAGAAGGUUCCUGUUUCAAAGAAGAUUUCUUCCCAGCAUGGUAAUUCGAAUUUAUUACCUAGUUCAAUGGUGGAGACUGCUUUGCAGUCCCGCCGAGCAUUAUGA